Messenger RNA from Salvelinus sp. IW2-2015, 6813 nucleotides. It is a transcript of the gene akap12a, whose product is annotated as A kinase (PRKA) anchor protein 12a. Gene Ontology annotation, molecular function: calmodulin binding; protein kinase A binding. The record is from RefSeq and is a predicted model, not a curated record. Gene Ontology annotation, biological process: regulation of protein kinase C signaling; signal transduction. NCBI's taxonomy places the organism in Eukaryota, Metazoa, Chordata, Actinopteri, Salmoniformes, Salmonidae. Gene Ontology annotation, cellular component: cytoplasm.
GAUGAUACACUAGAAGCAUAUAUUGACGAAGCACCGACCAACGUUGUUGCUGAUUCACCAGUGGAACCGGCUGAUGAUUCUACCUCUCAUCCUACGAUGACGGACCUCACAUUUGAAGAGUUCCUUAAUGAARCCACCAAGGAACAGACCACUGAAACGAUAGAAUCAAAGGAGGAAAUCACACCUGAAGAAGUGGCACAGGCAGAGGGAGAGGCACCAGCYAUACCCAUUCCUAUAGUUGAAGAAAUGUCUCCAUUUAAACGUUUUUUCCUGACAGGAAAAAUACACAAGCAGGUCAAGCAACCCAUGAAACAACCCAAGGAGGAAUCUAAGGAGGUAGUCAUGGAAGAAGUCAAGGAAGAACCCAAGACAGAACCCAAGGAAGAAGUCAAUGAGGAACCCAAGGACGAAGUCAAGGAGGAAGUAAUCCCUACUGAAGAGACAGACACACCAGCACCAACCAUUCCGGAUGUUGAAGAAGAAAUUAUAUCCCCGAUUAAGAAGUUUUUCACCACGGGAAUCUUCGCUGGUUUAAAUAAAAAUAAAAAAUAUUUAGGAGAGGAAACGCCCAAAGAUGAAACUGUUGAGAAAGAACACGAACCGCAAAGCAUUGAAAAACAGGAGGAUGUAAACACACCAGAGGAAGCUAKUCUUGAGCAAGAACAAACAAAAGACGAGAUCAGUCCAGAUGUUGAGACAAUAUCGGUCAUUGAGGGGAAACAAAAUGAGAAUGAAGUUCAAGAGACAGUAACAGAUUCCCUGAUGGCUGAGACAUCCAAUGUCCCUGAACUGAUGAUGAGUAAUGUCCCUAAAAUUAGUGACAAUAGAGAGGAUGUCCUUGAAGAGCAGCCAGCUACUGAGGARUUACAGACAAUUAUCUCAAAUGGAGCUGAACUUCUUAGCUUUCAAGAGGAAGCUAAAAGUCAAGGAAGUUCAGUCCAGGAUAUUCUUGAAGAGCAGUCUCCUUCUUUGGGAUUUGUAACAGUUAUAACAAAUGAAGCUGAAACAAAUGAAGACAAACUUCUUAGCUCUCAAGAGAAAGCUAAAAGCCAGGAAAGUCUUGAAGGACAGUUUCAUUCAUGGGGAUUCGUCACAGUCACAGAAUAUGUUCCUGAAGAGGAGCCAGCUCCUAAGGUAUUACUGACAGUUACCUCAAAUGAAGCUGAAACAAAUGAAGCUGAAACAAAUGAAGCUAAACUUCUUGACUCACAAGAGAAAGCUAAAAGCCAAGGAAGUCCAGUCCAAGAAGAGCAGUCUCCUUCUUUGGGAUUCCACACAGUUAUCUCAAAUGAAGCUGAACUUCUUAGCUCACAAGAGAAAGCUAAAAACCAAGGAAGUCCACUCAGGAAGCUCUUAUAUGGGGCUGGUUUGAAGAAGCUUUCUAGGAAGCGGAGAGGUAAGAAAUCAGAUGAGUUGACCAGGUCUGGUGAGCAUGUUACUGAGGAUUUACUGUCAUCCACAGAGUCAGAGGAGUACCAGAGAGGAGAACAUCCUGCCUCUUCAACAGAAGAAUUAGCAGCAGAGCAGGUAAAAAUGUCUGCUCCGUUAGGGUCAARCCACGAAUCAGAUAGUGAUGUAACCUCUGACGGUGAAAGGAAAAAUGGCACCUGGACUUCUUUCAAAAAGCUAAUGACGCCCACAAGACGUCCCAAAAGAUCUUCUGAGAGUGAGGAUGAGUUAGCACUUGUAGGCUCACAUGAGGAGCCAAAGCAAUGUGAAGGAGAGCAGGUACUAGAAUGUUUCACAGAAGAGACCAAAAAGAAAGUAGAAAUAUCUGUUUCUUGGGAGGCCCUCCUAUGUGGAUCUGCAAAGAGGAGGGGAAGAAAAACAUCUGACUCAGAGGAGGAAGCACCCAUGAAUGAAGGUGAAACACUAAGUGAACCUGGAAACACUGCAGAGUCUCCAUUGGACAGUUCUCAGGAGGGAGGUUAUGAACAUUUGACCUCUUCCCCUGAGCAAGCUGUAAGUUCCUUAGAGAGUGAAGGGGGGUCAACAUGGAAAUCCCUUAAAAAGCUGGUCACCUCAAAUAGGAAGGCAAAAACCGAGGAGGCCAGCAAAGUUAGCUCAUCAGAGCAGAUGGCAUCUGACAGCGAAAUCACCAAAGAGGAGUCUUCAUUUUCUCUAAAGAAACUCAUCCCUGGACGCAAAAAGCGAAAGCAUGGAGGAAAGCAGGAAMCAAUAUCUUCUGACGAGGCAGAUAAAGGUGUUGGAUCGGAUGAUGAGGAGGACUCUGAAACACCAGCAGUGGUCCCCAUGUCAGAGUUUGAUGCAGAAGAGCUAGGAGAGAAACACAGAAUAUUAACUGAGGCUGUUAUAGAAACUCCAUUACACAUUACAGAAGAAAUAACCCAGCCAGAUGUCUCUAGGCUGGUCACCGAAUCGGCCAUACCCAAAGACACCCUGCCCACUGAAGCAGAGAAGGCUCAAGCCAAAGAUACUGUGGAGCAGUUGGCCCCAUCAACAUCCCCCACUGCUACGAAAGACUUUGAGGAUCUUACGGAAUUCAUCAGUAAACAUCAGCAACUCAGUGAUAUACCUGAGGAAGGCGUAAUAGAGGAGACCAUUGCCACACAAGUGUCCACUGCUGAAGAAGCCACUCGAGACGAUACCAUAGCCGAGGACCUAAUCGAGUUGACAUCUGAAGCAGUCACUGCCCCAGAACCUCUAGAUGAUGAAUCAACAGAAAUGGUUUCAGCAGUGUCACAGCUGACAGAGGAGUCUCCCAAAACAUCAGGCAACACAACGCCUGUGCCUGCAGAAUACGAGUUGAAAGACACAGAGGUAAUUCUGCAUGAGGCGGUUGAAAUCAUUAACAGAACCCCAACUCUCUCAUCGGUAAUUACAAAAGACCUGCACUUGGAAGCAGUUACCGUUUCAGUUUCUCCACAAAUAUUACAGACACCAAAAGAGACGGAAGCAACAGUUUUGACAGCUCAUGAAAAAUCAGACGCAGUUGUAAUCUGCACAGGUGAAGAGUCRCAACAAAUAGAUGCUGUUGAUGAAAGCCCAGUGACUCAUGUGGUGGAGUGUCCAUUAGAAGUCAGCAAGGUAGUACCCACAGAGUUGGCACCUGAGGAAACUGAAGAGUCUGGUGCUGCAGGAAUCACUACAGAUGAGGUACAUAAAGCUGAAGAUGAAUCAAUUCCAAUCAUGCAUAUAAAAAUUGAAAAGGACCAACAAACAGAAUUGGUAAACGAGUUAGAAGAGAUAAGACCAGUAGCCACUGUUAAUUCAGAAGAGGGUGUAGCUCAGUUUGAAGGAAAGUCCAUAGUAGAAGACACUCCACAGCCUGAUACAGAGCGCCUGGAAGUGUCGGUCACAAACAAACUUGUUUUCACACAGGCUCUCACGGAGGUCACUCUUAAAGAAGAAAAAGAUGUUUCGGAUGAUUCGGAGGAUGUUUCGGAGGAUUCGGAGGAUGUUUCGGAGGAUUCUGUAGACAUGGAGAAUACACCAGUUGCAGAAACAAUCACAUGUGAUGUUCAAGAUGUCGCUACUGCAAUACCUGACGUUCUGAAGUUAGAAUCAUCAAAUGUUUUGGAAUCUUUGAUUGGCAUAGUGGCACCUGAAGUAGAAUCCCCAGAGAAAAUGGAUCGUGUGGGUGCUCUAAGCCCACUUGUAGACUCUUCUAUGGUUCAGACACUAAAGAAAGGGGACAUGGUUGUGAGGAAGAAUGUGCCGUCAGCACAGUUUGUUGAUGGUCUUGAGAUCCGAGUACAAGUGACGGAUGCAGAGAUAAAGUCAGCUGAAGAAACUGUUGAAACAGUGCUUGAAGUUAGCUCAACUGAUGUCAAUGAUCACGAGACUCUUGUACAACAGGUGAACGCUGAGAUUGAAUCAGCUGAAGCACAUGUUGAGACAACGCUUGAGUUGGGCACAACUGACGAUCACGAGAUCACAGUACAAGUGGCGGAUGCAGAGCUAAAGUCUGCUCAAGUAAUUAUUGAGAAUGUGCUUGAAGUUGGCUUAACUGAUGUCACUGAUCAUGAGAUCAAAGUACAAGAGAUGGAUGUAGAGAUUGAAUCAGCUGAAGCAAUUGUUGAUGCAGUUUUUGUGGUCUUAACUGAUGUCAAGGGUCAUGAGAUCCAAGUGCAAGUGACGGAUGCAAAUGCUGAGAUUGGGUCAGCUGAAGCGAUUCUGGAGACAGCACUUGAGGUGGUUUCCUCAACCGAUGUUAAGGAAGUCAUAGACAUUUGUGACAAAAUGGAGGACAAAGGAGAGGGUGAGAAUGCCAUUGAGAAGAUUGAGGAGGCCAUGUUUGAAGAGGAAAGCAGUAUUAUAACUCAAGAARUUCUCCAACAUGUACAGCAGAAYUCAUCAGAAGCUGACUCCAAUGUUGUACCACAAUCAAGUGAAAAGGCUGAAAUUGAAUUAACGAGUGAAGCCRAAGUUUCUAAAUCACCAGAGGAUAUACCAGUGGUGGCAGUUACAGAUGCUCAAGGAUGUACAGGUGUAGCUGCACAGGUGCAAAAUAAAAUUCACUUAUUUGAAAACUACUUAGAACUUAAUACUCAGGGAAUUGUGCACAAACCUUCAGACAAAGAAACUGAGCCCUCAAUUUCUCUCAAAGUUGAUACAGUAUGUGAGGAUAGAACAACUCCYGAGACAUUUGCAGAGUCUACUUUCGAGGUUGACAAAGUACCAGAUGACAUAGUUCCCAAUACAUUUGUAGAGUCCUGUUUGCAGUCAAAUGUGCAAGAAGUUUAUGGAACGGAGGUUGAAUUUUUUAUUGCGCCCGAAGUAGAUUCAGAAUCUACCAGUGGGCAUGAGAAAGAACUGGUUGGAAUGGUAGUACAAUCAGCAAAGGAAUCAGUUGAAUCRUUUGAAAAGAGACUAUCUAUUGAAUCCCAUGUCCAUAUCCAUCUUCACAUUGAACCCAGAGACGCUGGAGUGGUGUCUGCAGGAUUGGAUUCACCACCACUUGCUAUUUGGCCACCUCCAAGUACUACUGCAGUGAACACUGAUAGCUUUCUGAAAGAAUCAAUAGAAAGUGCAAGUACUACUGCAAAAAGUGCUGUGAAUACUGACUGUGUUCCAACAGAAUCAAUGGAAAGUACUCAACUUUGUGAAGUCAGUCAAAUUGAGCAAACAAAUGACACUGCACCUCCUGUGCCACUGCAUACCCCUCCAGCGCCACUGCAUACGACUCCAGCACCACUGCAUAUCCCUCCAGCACCACUGCAUACCCGAACUGAACUAGUGGUGUGCACCCCAAACCCUGAAGCAGAACAGGUAAUGAUGAAUGCAGAAGAGUCUAUCCUACACACAGAGGACGAGAAUGACCAAGAAGUGUGGCUGGAUGCUGAGGAAGAUUUUGGCACAGUAAAAUCCCAUGUCUUAGAAGUUCUGAGCAACAAAAUAGGUGGAGGAGUAGAGGAGAUGCUGCAGGUCAGUGAAGAGGUCUUUGAUAUUGCACUUGAGCCUCAAAGCUUUCAAUCUAUAAGUGAAAACAAAUAAGACUUCAGCCAUUCCAACAAACGGAUGUAUUAUGCUAAAAGAGUGCUGGACUACCAAGGAAUCCCUGAAAGAGAAGGUAGAAGUCCAUACAYGAAUGAUGACCCACCACAACGGAGGUAAAGCUGCAUCCAUCCUGACUUCCAUUACCAAGCACACUUUUGCAUCUAGAGACCUUCUUCAGCUCUUUGGAUACAUUCACAUUAGUUGCAAGGCUAUUAUAUCAGUAUGUCUGUUAAGUACUUGUACCUCUUUGAAUACAAUCCUUGUUCCUGUUCAUGUCAUAUUAUCAGAAGUUGGAGGUACGAUAAUGUAUACUACAUAUUAUCUAUGUUUGAAUUAAGACAAUUUGUCCUUCCCUUUGCAUCAGAUACGUUUAUUUUACACAGAGUAUCUGAGUUUAAUUUUCUUUACUCAUAAUGUAAUUUGUGGAUUGAACAGUAGUCUAACAUUUAUUUGUAUCAACAUAUAAUACACUCACAUUACAUUCAACACAGGACAUAUUUACCCACUGCUCACCAAAAGAAUGCAAAGACAAACUGUGAUUAGAUAUACAGGUAUGUAGAUUUUUUCAGGAUCUUUCUGUGUUUUAUCAGUCUUCCGUCAGACAGUAAAUGUUUGCUCAAAUCAGCACAUACCGGUAAUAUAACAUUUGCUCAGAGAUGUGUAGUGACUAGAAUUUGUAUCACAUUGCAUUUGCACGAAUGAGAUCAUUCCUCUAAAUAUUGCCAUUGAUCUUCAUCAUCUCAUAGAAUUAUAUAGUUGACUUACUAUAUGCAAAGUUUGCAAACUAUGCACCGCAAUGGUUAGUUGACACAGACCAAAAUACUGAUACAAAAUGCUUAUUUUAUCACUAGUUGCAUCUGAAAGACAAAACUAUAUUUGUGUAUUAGUUUUUUUGCCUGUGAAUAUAUAUGUAAAGCUAUUUUGUUAAGAAGUCACACAUACUGGCUUUGUUUGUCUAUAACUACAAAUAUAUUUGGUAAGUUUAAUUUCAGAUUUUAAAACUAUUGCAGAACAUAGCCUUAUUGAAUGCGUAUGCAAUGUCAUGAUGGCAGCUUGUUUUUACCUUUGCAAUAGUUUCAAUAUGUGUGUAUGUGUAYUGUUUUUCUUUUGACUUCUUGUAACAAAUUAUGUAAACCUGAUAACCUUUGUAGAAAUUAUAUAUUCCUGUAAAUGUAAUAUUAACUAAUAUCUAAAUGCAAAACAUAAGAGUUGCAUGGACAUUUUUAUAUUUCAAAGCGGUUAAUGAAAUAAAAUGCUAAUCUUUUUAUUACCACAAUGUUAAACAUUUGCACAACUGUUUUGUCAUAUACAGUUAAAGUCAGAAGUUUACAUACACCUUAGCCAAAUACAUUU